Plutella xylostella (diamondback moth) is the source of this 4537-nucleotide messenger RNA. RefSeq names its product NADPH oxidase (gene Nox). Lineage: Eukaryota; Metazoa; Arthropoda; Insecta; Lepidoptera; Plutellidae. The record is from RefSeq and is a predicted model, not a curated record. Gene Ontology annotation, molecular function: calcium ion binding; superoxide-generating NAD(P)H oxidase activity. Gene Ontology annotation, biological process: superoxide anion generation; defense response. Gene Ontology annotation, cellular component: NADPH oxidase complex; plasma membrane.
UUGACUGAUGUCACAGUUAGAAAUAAUCAUUAUUGUUUUCCCCAAAAUCUGUUAUUACACUCUUUGAAGAUUGAUUGACUUUCAGAAAACCUUCAUCAAAAAUCCUUUCAUCUUUUGUUUAUACAAGACAAUCAUAAACAUUUUUACAGCUUAAUGUGAUUUUCACGUGAUGUUUAGACUCAAAAACACAAUAUACCUACGUAAAUGAUUAUACGAUUGAUCAAAAAUGUGAUAAAGUGAAAAACACGCAAAAUAUUAACGCAAGCUUGUAAUAAUGGCUGAAAACGGAACCUCCCAACCGAACGACCCAGAAAAAGAAACAAACCGAACCAUAGACAACCAAGAUGAGAAGGAAGAAACGAAAAACGGCGGGUUUUUAUUGAGCGUUGACAGUUCGGAUGGCGGGAACACUGACAGUUCGAAUGUCAACGGAAUCAAAAUGGCGGAUUUGAAACAAAAUGGCGACGCUAAUCCCAUGAUGCUGCUGGGAGUGCCGAGGACUGGACAUCGGCUUUCGAUCAUGGAGAUGGAGAGUGCGAGGGAGAGGCAACGAGUGUCGUUGUUGAAGCAGUGUUCCGCCAUCUUGCGGCAAGGGGAAGAUCAGAAGUAUACCAAGGAGAGCCUGCAUAAGACUUUUCAGGAUGAGGACCUUCUCGAGAGGAUAUUCCGUCUGUUCGACGUGGAGAGACGAGACUACCUCGUGCAGGAGGACUGGAUCGAGUUCCUGAAGGCUAGACUCACCGAGGAGAAGCAGCUGGCGUUUGUGGAGCAGGUGGAGGCGAUCGCGUACGUGCUGUGCGGUGACGGCGAGCUCGCGCUGCCCACCUUCCAGACCAUCUUCAAGAGCAGAGUGGUGACAGACAAGUUGUUCCGCGUGCUGGACCCGGGGGACAACCACACCACGGCCGAGCUCAUCAUGGACUUCCUCUCCACCGUCACCAGCAGCCGUCCCCGCGUCGGCUUCGACAAGACCUCAGUAGACCGGCUCGAGCAGCUGUUCAGACAGACCGUCGGCGACCAGCGCGAGAUCACCAAGGAACAGUUCCAGAACAUCGUCGUGUCUAAGAAUCCAUUCUUCACAGAACGGGUGUUCCAGAUCUUCGAUGAAGAUGACUCUGGAUCCAUCUCGCUGCAGGAGUUUAUCGCGGCAGCUCAUCGGUUCGCGGGGCAGGCGCCCGACCAGAAGAUACGGUUCCUGUUCAAGGUUUAUGACUUAGAUGGUGACGGCCUAAUCCAGCACCGCGAGCUCCAGCACGUGAUGCGGGCGUGCAUGGAGGAGAACGGCAUGCAGUUCAGCGAGGAACAGCUCCUGGAGCUCACCUCCGCCAUGUUUGAAGACGCGGACACGGAGAGACGAGGAGCCAUCACUUGCGAGGCGCUGAAGGUGCAGCUGGAGAAGCACGGGCCUUUGUUGGAGAACUUGUCUAUCAGCAUAGACCGCUGGCUCAUCCCUCCAAAGCCAGUACCAGAGAAGAAGUCCUUCUACCAGAAGAUGGUGAAGCUGAAACCCUACUUCCUCAGCAAGCAGUACUUCAAGAAUAACUACGUGUUUGUGGCGUACCUCGCGGUCUUCACUCUCGUCAACAUCGGCUUGUUUGUCUCGAGAGCCAUCGAGUACCGGCAUUCGAAUGGCUUUGUUAUUGUCGCCAGGGCUUGUGGUCAAUGCCUCAACUUCACGUGCACCUGGGUGCUGGUGCUCAUGCUGCGCCAGUGCAUCACGUGGGCCCGCGCCCGCGGCGCCGGCGCCGUGUUGCCACUGGACUACCACAUCUAUCUGCAUAAGAUUACCGGUGUCAUGAUUGCUGUGUAUUCGCUGGUUCAUACCGUCAUGCAUUUGUGUAACUUCAGCAUAAUGGUAAUGCCGGACCCAGUGAUCAACGCGAACAACUACACGCUCACCGAGUGGCUGUUAACCGAGCGGCCCGGGCUAUUCGGCCUGGUCGGCGGCUGUGCCAACCCUACCGGCAUCGCGCUCGCCGUCUGCCUCACGCUGAUCGUGUUCUGUAGCAGACCUGCUGUCAGGAGAGGCGGGAGCUUUGAGGUGUUCUACUGGACUCACCUGCUGUAUGUGCCGUUCUGGUUGCUGUUGAUUUUUCACGGCCCCAACUUCUGGAAGUGGUUUGUGCUCCCUGGCGCCAUCUAUCUCGCCGAAAGAAUAGCUAGACUCAUAUGGGUCAGAUCCGAGCGCGGCGCCACCUACAUCUCCUCCGGCAUCCUGCUCCCCUCCCGAGUGACCCACCUGGUGGUGAAGCGCCCCCCCCUCUUCGACUUUCACGCCGGCGACUACGUGUUCGUCAACAUCCCGGCCAUAGCCAGCUACGAGUGGCAUCCGUUCACGAUUAGUUCUGCGCCGGAGCAGGAAGAAUAUAUCUGGCUACACAUCCGCGGAGUGGGAGAGUGGACUAAUCGUCUGUACGAGUACUUCGAGCGAGAGCAGACACGCCUACAUCUGGGGAAUGUGGCUCCACACACCGACACACAUGAAAAGCUGUCCCGCACCGCGUCCAACCAGAGCGCCCGCAGCAUCAAGUCUCACAAGAAGAGGUCCGUGGACUUCUCUCCGGUGGUGUACACCAACGAGGCGUUCAGCAUUGAGGAGGAGUGCAAUGGCAAUGGGAAUGGUGUCACCUCCCCUCCACAUAUAACCCCGGAGAAGCAAAUGAAGCUACUAGCGGUGCCGGCCAAGAUGCCGCUGGAGAAGUCGCUGUCGAUGCCCGACAUGCAGACCCGGCUCAAGAAGAAGGAGAGGCUUAAUGCAUUAAGGGACUACAACAUGCUGCGGUCAGAGUCGGAGGCGAGCUUCGACGAGUGCAAGAUGAGACGGGCACACCUGCGGGCGCUGGGCAUGGCCUACAAGAGUCCACAAAACAGACAACUAGCUCACAGCUUCCGAUACAUGCGAACAAAACCAACAAUCAUAGCAUUCAAAACACCCAGCAUGGAUAAUUGUGAGAGAGAUAACAUGCUGACAAUUGCAAGAAGACGUCUUUCAAAAACAAUAUCACCAGAUAAAGACGUAGAAUCAGGACGCAAGAGCAGUCUUAAAGCACAAGAAGAAUCGACCGAGUCAACUAGUGAUGAAGCAUUUGUCAAUUAUCCAGUUGGAAAACCUUUAGAAAUCUACCUAGACGGUCCGUACGGGGCGCCGUCCUCCCACAUCUUCCGCGCCCAACACGCUGCUCUCAUCGCGGCGGGCAUAGGCGUGACUCCCUUCGCCUCCAUCCUGCAGUGCAUCAUGCAUCGCUACUGGAAGAUGAGAAACGUCUGCCCGAAGUGCAACCACGCUUGGGCCAGCGACGACUUUAGACAGAGCAUGAGGUUGAAAAAGGUGGACUUCUUUUGGAUAAACCGCGAGCAGCGUUCCUUCGAGUGGUUUGUGUCACUGCUGUCGCAGCUGGAGAUCGAGCAGGCGGAGGCAACGGCGGAGCGCUUCCUCGAGAUGCACAUGUACAUCACGAGCGCGCUGCAGAGGACCGACAUGAAGGCCGUCGGCCUGCAGUUAGCGUUGGAUCUGUUACAUGAGAAGAGUAAACGAGAUUUGAUAACUGGUCUGAAGACGCGGACAAACGCCGGCCGGCCCAACUGGGACAAAGUGUUCCAGCAGCUGCAGCAGCAACAUAAGGGUAAGGUGACGGUGUUCUACUGCGGCCCGCCACAACUCGCCCGGAUCCUGCGGGUGAAAUGCGACCAGUUCGGCUUCCAUUUCAGUAAAGAGGUGUUUUAGUCCGUUAGUAAUUACUGUAAUAUUUAUGUAAUAGUCCUUUGUUGUUUCUUCAUUUCUUUUUCUCUGGCAUUUACAUUAAUGGAUGUACGUACAUAAUAUUACACUGGCGACCAAUAAAAAAGUUCCACCUGCCAUUUCCAUGUACUGCACUGGAUUUUUUUCAUUGUCACGAGUGUAUAUCAACCUAAUCAAACUACUGUGCCAGCAAUUACUAAUUUCAACAGGUACUUACUGUAGUACAUUUAAUUUAAUUACUUUGCUUUGAUAGCUUUCAGGAUCUGUAAAAUCUGUUUAGUUUCUCAUUUUGUUUAGUUAUACCUACGUGCGUCGGCCUACUUUUUAACGAAUUACACUUAUUGAACUGUAAACUUUAACUUAAGUUUGUAAAUGUAUUCGUAAUUUUGUGAUAAAAUAUCCAUGACCAUGACAGUAUAAUUAUUAUAAUAUUUUAUUUUAAUUUUAGGGUGUUUUUAGUUUCGUUUUAUCUUUCUUCCAAUUUUAAUGAUUUCCUUAUCCAGUUACCUAUAACUUUCAUGUAGGUAUCUAGUUUUUUACAUUGCGUUUCAUUAUCUCGUUUACGUUACUAUUUUGUAAUAAUUUCGCACAUUAUAAUAAUAAAUAAUAGAUCAAACAAAUGCUUACUUAUACUUAGCUUAUAUUUAUUUAUAUGUAAAUUUAAAUUAUAUUUUUAUGACUAUAUUUUAAGUUUAGUAAGAGUCAUGGCAUAGCCUUGUGAGAAGAGAGUUACCAGUGUUAAAUAUUUUUGUAAUUUUAUAUUUUAUUGAUUGAUGUAAUAAAUGUGUUUUACCAAUA